GCAACGCUGAACCAUCUGAUGUUGCUCGCUGAAUAGCUUUUAAAAGAGGAAGAAGAAAUGAAAUCACAGAAAGUUCAAUUGAAAAAUGCCGGAGACUUUUAUAACAAGUAAAAUGAAAACGAAAGCUGGUGUAGUCGAAGCCGAUAAAGAAGCAGACCUUGAAAAAAAAGAAGUUGCGACGCUUACCAAACCGACUAGUGUGGUUAAAUAUAAUUUGACAAACUUCCGUUUACAACGCAUUCUUAAUAAUAAUACGCGGAAUAAAAGUAUAGCUUUAUUGGGCUGCUUUCCAGAGCAAUCUGACGCUGAUAAAGCCGUAGUUAUAUUUGAGAAACAAGCCUUUCGCGAAAGCGAGGUUGCUACUGAAUCAGACCAAUCUGGAAAACAAUUAUUAGAAAAAAAUUGCGAGAAUAAUGUAAAAGACACUUCUCUGAUGUCAUAUUUUUGCAGCGAUUUAAAAGUUCAAACAGAAUUCAUUAACGAUAUUUAUGGAAGUUAUCAAUGCGUUCCUCCAGUUGAACUCAGUGGUGUAAAAACUACUGUAAUUUAUCCUGCCUCACAAAAGCACAUUGAAAAAUAUACCGUUUGCCAGAAAUACAUAAUAAGUGAAUCCCCCGAACUUUACGAAGAGAUUACAUUGCCCUACAUAAGCACUAGCCAACAUUCAUUGGAGUGGGUAUACAAUAUUCUCGAUCACAAGCAAGAAGUGGAACGCAUUGUUUAUGAGGAUCCCGACCCAGAAACCGGUUUCAUUUUGUUACCUGAUCUAAAAUGGGAUGGUCGCACGUUAGAAACCUUAUAUCUUUUGGCCAUUAGCCACAAACGUGAUAUUAAAUCGAUGCGUGAUCUUAAUGCUCAACAUUUACCAUUACUGCGUAAUAUUCGUUUACGGGCAGCAGAGGUUAUUGAAAAACGUUAUGGAUUACUGUCUGCACAAUUGCGCAUGUACUUGCAUUAUCAACCCAGUUUCUAUCAUUUGCAUGUACAUAUUAAUCCAAUACGUCAUGAUGCUCCCGGUAUUUGGUGUGAAAAAUCUCAUAUGCUUGAUACGGUCAUGAAUAAUUUGGAGUUAAUUGAAAAUUAUUAUCAAAAAGCUACUCUACCAUUUGUUUUACAUGAAGGUAACGAGCUCUUGGAGAAAUAUGAAUUAAAAAUGCUUAUACGUAGAGCACCCAAACAUUUAUCUGAAAAAUACAACGAGAAAGAUGAAACAAGCAGUAGCAAGAAACUGAAACUUGAUGAUGUAACUAUAAGUGAAGUUGUUAGCAAAUGAUGAAUAUAAAAACUAACAAUUUUAACAAAUUGUGCAUUAAAAGUAAAAUCAAAAAUUAAAAACAAAGU
Messenger RNA from Glossina fuscipes, 1341 nucleotides. RefSeq names its product m7GpppX diphosphatase-like. Lineage: Eukaryota; Metazoa; Arthropoda; Insecta; Diptera; Glossinidae. Gene Ontology annotation, molecular function: hydrolase activity; RNA 7-methylguanosine cap binding. Gene Ontology annotation, biological process: deadenylation-dependent decapping of nuclear-transcribed mRNA. Bases 86 to 1273 code for a protein of 395 amino acids. The transcript has 3 exons. Gene Ontology annotation, cellular component: P-body; nucleus. The record is from RefSeq and is a predicted model, not a curated record.